Wickerhamiella sorbophila is the source of this 3123-nucleotide messenger RNA. Its product is annotated as Valine--tRNA ligase, mitochondrial. Gene Ontology annotation, cellular component: cytosol. Bases 1 to 3123 code for a protein of 1040 amino acids. Gene Ontology annotation, biological process: valyl-tRNA aminoacylation. The transcript has a single exon. Gene Ontology annotation, molecular function: valine-tRNA ligase activity; aminoacyl-tRNA deacylase activity; ATP binding. NCBI's taxonomy places the organism in Eukaryota, Fungi, Ascomycota, Dipodascomycetes, Dipodascales, Trichomonascaceae. The record is from RefSeq and is a predicted model, not a curated record.
AUGUCUGAAAACGCAGCACUCGAAGUGCGGGAAAAGACCGAGAAAGAGCUCGAGAAAGAGCGCAAGAAGGCCGAGAAGCUGGCCAAGUUCCAGGCCAAGCAGGCCAAGAAGGAUGCGACUGCCGGCGCAGCCAAAAAGGACAAGCCCAAGAAAGCGGCAAAGCCCGCGGCCGAGCCGGUUCCUGAAUUCGUCGACAAAACCGCUCAGGGUGAGAAGAAGUUGCUGGUUAGCCUCGACGACCCCUCGCUGAAGGCAUAUUCGCCCAAGGCCGUUGAGUCCUCGUGGUACGCGUGGUGGAAAAAGCAGGGCUUUUUCGAGCCCAAGCUGACUGCCGACGGCGAAUGCCUUCCCGGUGGCCAAUUCGUCGUCCCUGCGCCUCCGCCUAACGUCACGGGUGCUCUGCACAUUGGACACGCAUUGACGAUCGCCAUCCAGGACUCCCUCAUUCGUUUCAACCGCAUGCGGGGUAAGACCUCGCUGUUUGUCCCUGGUUUCGACCACGCCGGUAUUUCCACGCAAAGCGUUGUUGAGAAGAUGCUCUGGAAAAACGAGCAAAAGACUCGCCAUGACUUGGGCCGCGAAAAGUUCGUUGAUCUGGUCUGGGAGUGGAAAGAAGAGUACCACGAGCGUAUUCGCAGACAGACAGAGUCUCUCGGUGCUUCGUAUGCCUGGAGUUACGAGGCGUUCACUCUUGACGAAACGCGUUCAAAGGCUGUGGCCGAAGCGUUUGUUCGAUUGUUCGAUGACGGUACCAUUUACCGCGCCACUCGUUUGGUCAACUGGUGUACCGCCCUCAAUACAACCCUCUCCAACCUUGAGGUUGAUAAUAAGGACAUUCCUGGCCGCACUUUGUUGAGUGUGCCCGGCUACGAGUCCAAGGUCGAGUUUGGUGUCAUCACCUCCUACGCCUACCCCGUGGUUGGUAGCGAUGAGAAGAUUGUUGUUGCCACCACUCGUCCUGAAACAUGCUUUGGUGAUACUGCCAUUGCCGUCCACCCUAAGGAUCCUCGCUACACUCAUUUGCAUGGUCACAAGGUCCACCACCCCCUGCUGGACCGUGAAAUCCCCAUUGUCCUCGACGAUGUCGCCGUCGACAUGGAAUUCGGUACUGGUGCCGUCAAGAUCACUCCUGCUCACGAUCCUAACGAUUACGAGACCGGUAAGCGCCAUGAUCUUGAGUUCAUCAAUAUUUUGAACGACGAUGGUACGCUUAACGAGAACGCUGGACCUUAUGCUGGCAUGAAGCGUUUCGAUGCUCGUUACAAAGUUAUCACUGACCUCAAAGAGAAAGGCUUGUUUGUCGAGCAAAAGGACAACCCCAUGACCAUCCCCACCUGCUCUAAAUCGGGCGAUGUUAUUGAGCCUUUGCUCAAACCUCAAUGGUGGGUUUCCCAGAAGGAGCAGGCUUUGAUGGCCAUUGAUGCUGUCAAGCAGGGCAAGCUGACCAUCACCCCCCGCUCAUCUGAGGCCGAGUUCUUCCACUGGAUGAACUCUAUUCAGGACUGGUGUAUCUCCCGUCAGCUAUGGUGGGGUCACCGCUGCCCUGUUUACUUGGUUGUUCGCGAGGGCGAGCCUCGUCCCGACCCCGCUGAUUCAACCAACUGGGUUGCUGGUCGUACCCGUGAGGAAGCUGAGCAGAAAGCUGCCGCCAAGUUUACCGGCAAGUUCGAACUCGAGCAAGACGAGGAUGUUCUGGACACCUGGUUCUCUUCGGGAUUGUGGCCAUUCAGCACGCUUGGCUGGCCCGAAAAGACUCCGGACAUGGCCAAGUUCUAUCCCAUGUCUUUGUUGGAGACUGGUUGGGAUAUCUUGUUCUUCUGGGUCGCUCGUAUGGUUAUGCUUGGUCUCAAGCUCACAGGCGAGGUUCCUUUCACCGAGGUCUUCUGCCACUCUCUUGUCCGUGAUGCUCAGGGCCGUAAGAUGUCCAAGUCUUUGGGCAAUGUCAUUGAUCCUCUGGACGUCAUUGCUGGUAUCUCGCUCCAAGGUCUUCACGACAAGUUGCGUGUCGGUAACUUGGAUUCCCGUGAGAUCAAAAAGGCUGAGGAUGGACAGAAAAUCUCGUUCCCUAAUGGCAUUCCUGAGUGUGGUACUGACGCCUUGCGUUUCGCCCUUUGUGCCUAUACAACUGGCGGUCGUGAUAUUAACCUCGACAUUAUGCGUGUUGAGGGUUACCGCAAGUUCUGCAACAAGAUCUAUCAGGCUACCAAGUUCGCACUUAUGCGCCUGGGUGACGACUAUGUUCCUUCUUCUGGGCCUGCCAAGGCUACCGGCAAGGAGUCUUUGGUUGAGCGGUGGAUUUUGGCCAAGCUUUCGGCUGCUUCCAAACAGGCUGCUGAGCACCUUGACAACCGCCAAUUCAUGGAGGCCACUAGCGUCAUCUACAACUUCUGGCUUUACGAGCUGUGCGAUGUUUAUAUUGAAAACUCCAAGUUCUUGAUUCUCGAGGGCACUGAUGCUGAGCGCAAGUCUGCUCAGGACACACUUUACACCUGUUUGGAUGAGGGUCUCAAACUGAUCCACCCCUUCAUGCCAUUUAUUACCGAAGAGCUGUGGCAGCGCCUGCCUCGUCGCAGUGAUGAGAACGUCGACUCGAUUGUUCUCACGUCAUAUCCGUCGAUUAAUGCAUUUGACGAUGCCGCCGUGCGGGGCUACGAUCUGGUGCUCGACGUUGUCAAGGCUGCGCGCUCUCUCCUUGCCCAAUAUAACAUUACCAAGGACGCCAAAGUCAUUGUUUCUGCAACUGGCGAGUCUCUUACCACUGUCACGGAGCAAAAGAACUCUAUUCUGUCGUUGAUCAAGGCGGCCAGCGAUCUCGAGCUCACCGACGAUGCUCAGACGCCUGCUGGUUCGGUUGUUGGCGUCGUGAGCCCUGUCUGCCGCGUCUUCAUUGUUGUUAAAGGCCACGUGAACUUUGACGAGGAAAUCAGUAAGGCCCAGGCCAAGAUCGACAAGAUCAACAAGGUCAAGGAGCAGCUCGAGAAGCAGACCAAGGUCCCCGACUACGAGACCAAGGUCAAGGCGUCUGUUCGCGAGCAAAACGACAAGAAACUCGAGGGCUAUGCUGCUGAAAUCAAGGGCCUCGAGGCUGUUCUCAGCGAGUUCAACCGCCUCAAGCUGGACUAA